This is a messenger RNA of Aphanomyces invadans, 3412 nucleotides long. RefSeq lists its product as hypothetical. The transcript has 8 exons. Gene Ontology annotation, molecular function: ubiquitin-protein transferase activity. Lineage: Eukaryota; Oomycota; Saprolegniomycetes; Saprolegniales; Verrucalvaceae. Bases 35 to 2131 code for a protein of 698 amino acids. The record is from RefSeq and is a predicted model, not a curated record.
GGCCGAUUGACAGCAUCCUUGCCGACGCUGCGCAAUGCAGGCAACGUCGGCAUACCUGUCGGUGAUCAUGGGGGCCAUUGCGGCGCUCUUGAUGUUGGGGUAUGGAGUUUGGCGCUACCUCUCUCGAAGAGGGCAAGGCGAUGUGUACCGCAACCUGGACUUUGGAACGAACGCGAUGAUGGGAUCGGGUGGUGACGUCAUGUUGCGCGAAGAUCUCGAGGACAGUUUCCUGGAAGAGGGAAAGAUAGAGUGGCAGUGCGUCGUGUGUGCGCACAUGAAUCACCCUGACAAGUCAAUCUGCUCGUUGUGCGGCGCAACAGAAGUGAUGCCGAUGCACCCGUCGAACGCGACGUCGACCAUGCUUACUGGCAGCGUGCUCAAUAAAUCGUUCAUGCUGCAUUCAUUCGUGGAUGGUUUUGUGGACGAAGACGGUCAUCCGUGUCCAUCGUCAACGUCGUCGAGUCGGCAACAUCCACAUUCGACUUCGCAGCAGUUGUCGCUGCCAGAAGCCCGUCAACGCGCGCUCAUUUAUCGCCGAAAUAACAUGCAACUUACGCAGCGGCAGCGACAAGCCAAGCGGCGUCGGCUGUGGCAGCGCGCGCAACUGCCGACUGGCGAGUACGUGUGGGUGCGCACAGCGACGUUUGUCAACUCCCACGGCAACCGCGACGACACGUUCUUGGUCGCUAUGGCCGCCCACGACAACAAGCCGAUGUCGUCUUCGUCUUCAACGGGUGUGCUGCACUCAAAGGAAUCCCUGGACGAGAUGUUACAUCGAAAAAACGCCAAGUCGUUUGGGUACAUUGUCAAGCAGAACAAAGAGACAGGGGAUUUGUCGUGGAGCCGCGCGUCGCUGGCUGGUCGACAUCAUUUGGAAGAUAUCGACGAGAACUUGGUGAACGAAGGCAACGGCGGCAUCCUGGACGACGUAGACGUGGAAGGCAUCAUGGCGCUUCCGUUCACGGCCAAGAAGACGUGGUUUGUGAAGCGCAUCAAGCAACUCGUCGUGCCUCGUGUCGAUGCGGUGUAUGCCAUUCGCGUGCGACGGCAAUUCAUCUUUGAAGACUCUGUGAAGUUGCUGCAGCAUUCUAUUGUGACGGGGCGAACGCGCGAGUCGUUGCACAUUUCGUUCGAAGGAGAAGAAGGGUUGGAUGCUGGUGGGAUCCUGCGCGAAUGGUACUUGUUGGUGUGCCACGAAGUGUUUGGAGCGACGCUUGGGCUGUUCUCGACCACUCAUGCCGAGAACCAAAGCUACUGGAUCAACCCGGCGUCCGAGCUCACGAUGGGACCUCGACACUUGAAGUACUUUCGGUUUGCAGGCCACUUGUUGGGCCGUGGUAUCCAAGAAGGCCUCGUGCUCGAUGCGCACUUGAGUCUUCCGCUGCUCAAGCACAUCCUCGGUGUCCCGAUUUCGUUUUCAGACUUGGAAUACCUCGACCAAGACUUGUACAAGAGCUGCGUGUAUGUGCGGGACCACGCCGGCAUGGACGCGCUCAGUUUGACCUUUAGCAUGAUGGGAAGCCACGGCGAAGAAGUCGACUUGAAACCAAACGGACGCAACAUUGACGUCACGGACGCCAACAAACUCGAGUACCUGAGCCUUGUGCUCGAGUACAAGAUGCUCGGAUCGAUUGCGCCGCAACUCAAGGAGCUGCUCCUUGGACUGUACGAAGUCAUUCCCCGUGCGAUGCUGUCGGUGUUUGACUACCAAGAGCUCGAGUUUUUCAUGUGUGGCGUGCCCAACAUCUCGGUCGAGGACUGGCGCAAGAACACAAUCGUGCGGUUCUUUCGAAGUUCGACGUCGAACAAGCAACAACAAUCCGUCGUCGAGUGGUUCUGGGCCGUGGUGGCGGGGUUCAACGAAGUCGAACGAGGUCGGCUCCUCCAGUUUGCCACCGGGUCGAGUCGGCUCCCCGUCGAAGGAUUCAAAGGGCUCACGAGCUCAAGCGGCCAAAUCUACCCGUUUUCGAUUCAACUCGUCGAGCGCGGCCAGCCUCCCGCUGGAAUGUGCCCCAAAGCGCACACGUGCUUCAACAGGAUCGACCUUCCGUUGUACAACGAUCUGGACGAGCUCGAGAACUAUCUGAGUUUGGUCAUUCAAAUGGAGAUCACGGGGUUUGGAUUGGAAUAAUCCAUCCGCCGAGCCCCAUGCUCGCGGCGACGUGCCGCCCAAACAUCGCAUCGUACAAAACGCGACCGACCUUCGCGUAGGGGGGGUGCCUGCACAAGCGAAAGCUCGUGCGAGCGCUGUUGUUGGUGGACUCCACGCCAUGCAAGUGAACCAAGGUGCGGUGGCUACAACGCUGAAUAGUUUCUCUUGCUUCUUGUGCCGGUGGUCGAGAAAUCACUCAAGUGUUGAGCGAACCGGGCCCAACACGUUGAACCAGUCGAGGAGAGCUGCACCAUCAAACCCGGGAAUUAUCACUGGUGUUAUGUAUAAUGUUGUCCAAGUUGCGUACGGCCAAGGGCGAGACGUUUAUCUCUGUGCAUUUCGUCGGUGCAGCAAGGCAGUGCGCUCGUGUCGGUGGCCCGUUGACGAGGUUGCAGUCUGGCCACGCCUCAAGUGGAGAACGAGUGCUGCGAGAGCCGCUAGCCCGAUGACCCAACUCCCAUCAACUUGCGCUUGGAGGGCUUCGUGUUGCUUGGAUGUCGCUGCCCAUAGCGCACGGGCUGUUUCAAAAAGGUUUGGAGUGUAUUGAAUGUCAGUGGCCAGCACCAACCAAGGCACGACUUGGUCUAUUUCGACGUGGUCUACUGCGUGGGUGUUGAUUCCUCGGAGGUUGCAGGGCGGAAGCGCCAUUAUCAGCGCCUUGGCUUCGUUAAAUAGCGCACGGCAUGAUGGUGUCUGUCCUGCGAGUGUCCACUGCGCCGACUCAGGCGUUGUGUGCGUCAUGAAGGUCGAGGCAAGGCCAGUCGCGGCGAGACACGGAAGGAGGUUGGAGCUCGUGGAGAGGGUCAUGCCUUUGGAUUGCAAUGCGUCGAGGUCGCAGUCGACAGAAGCACGGGGAUAAGCGACUAGUUCAACCACACUUGUCACCAUGGUCCAGGUGACACGGGGCAGGUAAGUACGGAGUUCGACGCACGUCGAGGCAGCUGUCGCGACACUAGUCACGAUCGUCUCGUACUCCGAUCUGCAAGCAGUGCUGUUUGAAAAUGCAUCGGCUUGCGCUUGCGUAAUGCUGCCAGCGAGUAGUCUGUCCAAGGAGUCGCCAAUGUCAGUUUCGCAGAGCUUUUGCAUGUCGUUGCCAUGGAGAGAGUGCUUCAACGAGUCCAGGUCGUCGAGGGAGCAAUGCGUCGGGGUGUCCGCUGCCACAAGCGCUGUACUGAGCAAGAUCCAUGCGGCAGCAGCAGUAGUCUGGACGAGCUGCAUGCGAUUCCGUGGAUUUAUGUGCCAGGAGCGAUUGGCCCGUGG